AUGCCUUCACAAUCUCUUGAUACCGGUUGGGACUUCAGCCCCGUCAUUGAUCUGAUUGAAUCUGCUUCCGAAGAUAUCUGCUCUCCGGCGCUCCGGCCCACAACGCAGAGCAGCUUCACACCAGCCUGUGAAGAUGGCGGGGUACGCUUGGGCAGUUUCUCCAAGCUGUUUGAGAGCCUAGGCUUCUCAGACAGUUUGGUAGCACCGCUUCCACCCCUCGACCCUGACUCUGAGCUUAGCAACUCAGAUGAUGCCUUGCUGCCGUCUCCAACCUUGAAGCCGGCUCAGGCGCCCGUCGAGUGUGUUGAGAAUUCAACUGUUGAGCCAAUAAGCAGCCCUGGCUUGACUAAGACACAGCGCAAGAAGGCUCGCAGACGUGCUGAGAAGGAGUUGCUGGAAGAGCAAACCCGCCAGCGGAUCAUGCAAGAAACACUUGAUCAGCUCGCUGAAGAACGCGAGCAGAGGGAGCAUAAAAAACAACAAGGCUCCAAUGGCAAGCAAUCAGACAAGCUUACCAAUAACUCGGUGGAGGAUAACGAUGUUGCUGAAAAGCCGCAAAAGCCCUCCCGAACGAGUUCACGAUCCAAUGUUGGUGCAAAAAUCCGACCUACGACCGCACCAGAAUCCACAGGUGCUCAUGACAUUCAGCUGAAGCAACCGAAGCAGCCCAAAACACCCAAGCUUCGUCCCAGUAUACUCAAGCAGUCAUACGCAGUACAGCCAGUGAUUCCUCAGCCAUUACAAAAGGCACCGGUCAUUACACCCUGUAAAACGCCAGUACCUAAUCUAGCCAUACACGAAACGUCGAGCACUCCAGUGCUAGACCAACACAUUGACCUCCCACAACAGCGGCCAUCUCUUGUGGCUACUCCAGUACGCCAUGGACUUGUCCCACGAACUGUUCGACCAGUCACUCUACCAAGGUCUGCUUCACAACCCGCUGUUGUAGCCCAGGCUCCGACGACACCGACCCCACGGGCCGGCUCGUUCAGCGGACGGCGACCACCUCUUGUGAUUCGAUCGAAAACGGAUCGUCAUCUCCAUCUGUUCAACAAGCUAAUGGAGAAGUUUCCGGAAGACCAGAAGUGGCUGGUGGCGCCGAUGCAGCUUCUGAACGAGAAGCAAAGUGAGCACGGUUUGCAUGUAUUCGUCGAUGCCUCGAACAUUAUGAUUGGACUCAAGGAUAUGCUGCGCUUGCAUGGGCUUCACCAUAACGCGUAUGACAUAUCGUUUGAUAGUCUUGCGCUGCUGAUGGAGCGGCGCCGACCUGUAGCCAAGCGAUUUUUCGCCGGCUCACACCGCGAAGCCAACCCGCUUCCUCACAUUGAGAAGCUAGUGGAGACUUCGAAGGCAGUUGGGUACGACAGUGUGAUGCAAGAGCAAGUGCUGAUUGUACGGGAAGACUCUGAGAAGAAGAAAUUCUUCAACGAUGUCAAGAAGAUGGGGUGGCACAAGGCGACGCAGAUGCGGUCUGGCAGCGGCAGUGACUCUGAAACGAGCGCGCCGGCUCCCAAGACACCUGCAGCCCCGAAAUGGGUUGAGCAGGGAGUGGAUGAGAUUCUUCACUUAAAGAUGUGCCAGAGCAUGAUUGAUUGCGAAUGGCCGAGCACCAUGGUGCUAGCGACGGGGGAUGGGGCGAUUGCAGAGAUGUCAGACGGGUUCCUAGCUCACGUGGAGCGAGCGUUGAAGCGGGGGUGGAGGGUGGAGUUGAUCAGCUGGGGGCAGCAGAUCAACAGUGGUUAUAGGAAACGCCAGUUCCGAGCCAAGUGGGGUGAGCAGUUUACGAUUAUUGAGCUGGACGAGUUUUUGGAGGAUUUGAUUGAUACGCGGUAG
This is a messenger RNA of Bipolaris victoriae FI3, 1833 nucleotides long. RefSeq lists its product as hypothetical. Gene Ontology annotation, molecular function: small GTPase binding; guanyl-nucleotide exchange factor activity. Gene Ontology annotation, cellular component: nucleus. The transcript has a single exon. Lineage: Eukaryota; Fungi; Ascomycota; Dothideomycetes; Pleosporales; Pleosporaceae. Gene Ontology annotation, biological process: protein import into nucleus. The coding region runs from base 1 to 1833 and encodes 610 amino acids. The record is from RefSeq and is a predicted model, not a curated record.